This is a messenger RNA of Verticillium nonalfalfae, 1317 nucleotides long. RefSeq lists its product as uncharacterized. The transcript is spliced from 2 exons. The record is from RefSeq and is a predicted model, not a curated record. NCBI's taxonomy places the organism in Eukaryota, Fungi, Ascomycota, Sordariomycetes, Glomerellales, Plectosphaerellaceae. Bases 1 to 1317 code for a protein of 438 amino acids.
AUGUUCGACUUCGCAAAAUCCACCUCCACUUCUCACCCUCUCGACCAUGUCAAGCUCACGGAUGACAGAAGCGCCAUGACAGAGAAGAGGCAGCGCUGUGAGGGCAUUCUGUCGCUUAUGACCUACCUGAUCGAUGCAUUCGCGUUGGCAUAUCUAUUGCCGAUCGAGUCAGUUCUCAAGGAACGUUUUGAAGACAGUUUUCUCAGGAGCGUCUGGUAUGUCUUGUGCGGCAUUGGAUACUCCACUGCCAUGCAAUUUACCAUCGCCGCUCAGGUCUUCCUCGAGAUUCACCACCUCAUGCGCAUGGAUGUGCGGUACGCCAGGAAUCAGGCCACCCUGCGCUUUGCGCGGCUUGACGAAGAUGCGAAAGCCUUCUCGAUAGCCCAUCGAUCCUUUGGAUAUGGCUACCUCCAGGAGGAAGACUACCAGUACAUCAAUCAUCUUCACAAAAAGGCUGCCAUAUUAUUCUCGGAUCAUUAUAAUCAGGUGCAUGUAGGAUUUGCAGCUGAAGAGAGUCGCCCAUACGAUGCCGACUGGAACUACUUCGGCAGCAAGCGCGAACUGGCCGCACCCCUUUCUCAAAUCACAGGAAUCUCCAUGUCUUACCUCAGUGGUGCACUACACUUUCGCGACGCCUGCAUCGCAACCAAGAUGAGUUGGAUGGCGGGCCGAGAGACUACGCGCGAGGAGGACAUGGCGUACAGCAUGGCGGGCAUCUUCAACGUGAACAUGGAUGCCCAGUACGGCGAAGGUCGCAAAGCGUUCAUGCGACUCCAACACGCCCUUAUCGCCAAGAACGACGAGUCACUCUUCGCGUGGAAGAUGCCGGCAGGCGUGGCAGACGAACAAGAGUACCGAUCACCGAUCCCGACAGUCGAGUUGGGCCCGUAUGAAUGGGGCCUUCUUGCUGCCUCGCCCUCCUGGUUCGCCGGCUGCGGCGCCAUGAACACCCACAGCAGUCGCGGCGUUGUGCGCCACCGCGGCGGAUUCACCUUGACGCCGCAGGGAAUCAGCGGACCCAUCGGCAGGCGAGAACACUACACCGCGGCGAUUCUCUCGGGACUCACCGUCGUCGGCAUGAUCCCCUACCACAUGUGGCUCAAGAAGCGGGAGAAAACGACGCUCCGAUACGCCCUCAACUGCUGGGACGAAAGCGCACCAGGCACAGCCAAGGCGGUGCAAGUGCUGCUACGGCCAGUAUCGCGCAACCCGGCCGUCUUCGUACGGACCGAAUGUCAGACGUAUGAGCUGGUUGACAGCGUGAAGAACACAAGCUAUUCCAUGGUCGGGACUGUCAUGCAACCGGAGCUAUACUAG